AUGGAGACGCCUGACGAGGAGUUCGCCCGAGAAUUGACCCGGAUUGACUGGGUCAUGUACAACUCGUUCCGGGCGCGUGAUCUGGUCCGCCAUGUCAGCCUUUCAGGCAUAGACAAGGACAAGAUCAAGAGCCUGGCGAACGUCAACCGCAUGAUCAAGCAGUUCAACAACCUCGCAUUCUUCGUAGCGAGCAUGAUCCUCCUACGAGAUAAGCCCAAACACCGCGCGAAGGCGAUGGAAAAGUUCAUGAACAUCGCAGUGAAACUCCGCCGCCAAAACAACUAUAACUCCCUGGGUGCCGUAAUCGCCGCCAUAAACGGCACACCAGUCCACCGCCUAACGCAAACUCGUGAACUGAUCCCCAUCCCAGUCCAGAAAGAGUUCAUGCGCUUGGUUAUCCUUAUGAGCACGCAAAGAAGUCACUUCGCCUACCGCCUUGCCUGGGAAAACUCGUUCUCCGAGCGAAUCCCCUUCCUUCCUCUCCACCGUCGUGACCUUGUCUCUGCCGAAGAAGGCAAUAAGACUUUUGUUGGCGAGAACAAGUCUCGCAUCAACUGGAAGAAAUUCGAGGUCAUGGGUGAGGUUGUUCUCGGUGUUCAACGUAGCCAGAAGGCUCCUCAUCCCCAGGCGCAGAAGUUCGAUGAUGUCGAACGUCUGCUUCUGGAAUCGAAGCUCUCUGGGGACGAAGAGGACUUGUAUGCUCGCAGCUUGCACGUCGAACCGUCCACAGGAGCCGAAGGGCGAAGGAAGUUCGGCUGGCUACGCUCUUAGGAGGUCUGAGAGCCCAGUCACAGCUCUCAGUCUCACGCCACCUAUAUUGACCGACUUUCACGUCCCUCUUAGCAUCCUCCACCUCCCCACCCCACGCCACCCCUCCUCUUACCUCCCCUACCCUACCAACCUUCUCAUGUCGCCACGCCCCUCUAUGAUUGAUAAACAUUGCUACUAUUCUUUGCCUGCUUUUCGUUAUGAACUCAGUUCCCGAGGGAACAGAUAUGACGCUUGGAGCGGCGAACAUCUAAAAAAAAAGCUCCCCUACGACGUUUUUGUACAUAUGCGCCUGCAGAGUAUACAUACCUGAUUUUCCCUGGCAAGUGGGGCUUUCCUAUCUGAGCAGCGGCUUUUACG
Penicillium canescens is the source of this 1128-nucleotide messenger RNA. Its product is annotated as putative Ras guanyl-nucleotide exchange factor RasGEF. Gene Ontology annotation, cellular component: plasma membrane. Gene Ontology annotation, biological process: Ras protein signal transduction; positive regulation of GTPase activity. Lineage: Eukaryota; Fungi; Ascomycota; Eurotiomycetes; Eurotiales; Aspergillaceae. Gene Ontology annotation, molecular function: guanyl-nucleotide exchange factor activity. The transcript has 3 exons. The coding region runs from base 1 to 771 and encodes 256 amino acids. The record is from RefSeq and is a predicted model, not a curated record.